Chelmon rostratus (copperband butterflyfish) is the source of this 907-nucleotide messenger RNA. Its product is annotated as apolipoprotein A-IV-like. Gene Ontology annotation, cellular component: high-density lipoprotein particle; blood microparticle; extracellular region. The transcript is spliced from 4 exons. NCBI's taxonomy places the organism in Eukaryota, Metazoa, Chordata, Actinopteri, Chaetodontiformes, Chaetodontidae. Gene Ontology annotation, molecular function: phospholipid binding; cholesterol binding; phosphatidylcholine-sterol O-acyltransferase activator activity. Gene Ontology annotation, biological process: lipoprotein metabolic process; phospholipid efflux; positive regulation of lipid biosynthetic process. The record is from RefSeq and is a predicted model, not a curated record. Bases 140 to 907 code for a protein of 255 amino acids.
GGACUCUUGGACUUUGAGCUCCUGACUACAACGGUCAUCUGGAUUCAGCAUAUAUAUGCAUGGAGGCACCAGUGUGACACACUCACAAACAGGCUUUCACGCUUAGAGAUACACAAGCCAAAAGCAGCAAGACGCAGUCAUGAAGGUGUUUGUGGUACUGGCCGUUGCAGUGCUGUCUGGCUGUCAUGCCAACCUCUUCUAUGCUGAUGCACCCAAGCCACAGCUGGAAGUGCUCACUGAUGCAUUCUGGGACUACAUUGCCAAGGCCACCCAGACAGCUGAUGAUACCCUCAAGAUGAUCAGGAAGUCUCAGUUUGGACAGGAAGUCAACGCCCGUCUGACAGAGAGCGCCGACAUGGCCAGCAGGUACGCAGUCACCCUCCAGGAGCAACUUCCCCCUGCGGCCCAGGACAUGAUCAACAAAGUCACCAGAGAGGCUGAAGUGCUAAGAGACCAAGUGACCCAGGAGCUGAACACCGUCAGGUACAAGCUGGAACCCUACACCGAGGACAUGAAGGCCCAGAUCCAGCAGAGAGUGGAGCAGCUCAAACAGGAGCUGGCCCCCUACACAGACUCCAUGGACUCUGAGACCCUGAGGACCAUGCUGGUGCAGAAGAGCGAGGAGCUGAAGACCAGCCUGGAGCAGAGCGUGAAGGACCUGCAGGCUCAGCUGGGGCCCUACACUGAUGACCUGAAGCUGAAGGUGGACGAGCACCUGAGAAAUUUCCAGGAUAGCUUGACCCCCAUGACCGAGAAGGUCCAGGUUGAGCUGAGCCAGAGAGCAAAUCUGGUGAAACAAAUGGUGGCCCCCUACGCUGAGGACUUGAGGGAAAAGCUGGACCCCUACGCCCAGGACCUCCAGGCCCAGCUCAUGUCCCUUUACCAGUCCUUUGUCAACGGCAACUAA